This is a messenger RNA of Brenthis ino (lesser marbled fritillary), 1191 nucleotides long. NCBI's taxonomy places the organism in Eukaryota, Metazoa, Arthropoda, Insecta, Lepidoptera, Nymphalidae. The record is from the annotation of a GenBank genome assembly.
AUGCGUCAAAUUUUGCUAUCUAUAAUGCAGGGUCAUAUUAUUUGCAAACACAAUAUUUACUUAGAUUCCGAAUCAAAAACACACCUAGAUAAUUUAUUGGAUAAUUUAAAUUUAACUAUAUCUUCAAGACAGCCUGUUAUUGAUAAUUUUCCUGAAAAAAAUGUGCACCAUGACUUAACCCUAGAGAAAACCCAAGUAUUAUCGAAAGUGAUUUCGAAGUUGAGUAUUGAAACUAGAAAUGAUGUUACAUUGGAAAACAGCUCUUCUGAUUCUGAUGUAAUGUGUAUUUGUAAAUACUUGAUGAGUCGAAAGCAAAUGACAUCUUUUGAAGAGUUUAAUAAUAAAAAGACUCCUUAUUUAAUGAAUAUUAUAUCUAGAAAUACGAAUAAGGCUAAAUCUAAUGCAGAAAUAACAGAACAAAAAUCUAUACCAAGUGUGCCUCUAGGUACACCUAAAUCACAAAUAAGUAGAACAAAGAACCAAGAUAUAAGCAAUAAAAAGUCUAAUAAUGAUGUGUAUGACAUUUCUGCUAAAGCUACAAAACAAAAAUCUAUUUUAAGUGUGCCACCAAGUACACUUCAAGCACCAUUAAAAGGAACUGUAAGAACGAAUCAUGGUAUAAGUAAAAAAUUGAAUAAAAAUAUCCAAGACUUGAAUGAGACAAACGUAAGCCAAAAAAGCAAAUCUGUAAAAGAUAAAUCGCCCAAAGACAUAUCAAAAGAACCACAAGCACAUUUUGAUAAUAACAUAAUGCUGAAAAUGAUAAAACAAAGGGGAAAAAAUAGAACGCAGCUAAGAAAAUCAUUAGAAAAAGAAAAUAAAACGAAUAUUUUUUCUAAGUCAGAGAACUUACCAAUUAUAAGAUCACCGAAAAAAAGAGUAGAUAUCGAAGUUGAUAAGUCAGAAAGUAUUAUAGAGUGCAAGGGAAAUCUUCUCAUUUACACAGAUAAAAUGAUAAAAGGCUGUAAUAUAGUGCCUUAUGACCCUCUAUACAAUAAAGAAGAAACAGUAAAACUUCCUUUGUUGUUUAAAAUACAAACUGAUUGUACUGCACCUCCAAUAAAUGCUGAAGAAUCAUGUUCGAAAUAUUCUUAUGUAGAAGACAAGAUAAAAAAACCUAAAAGAGAUGGAUCUAUAGUUAGUUAUGCAUAUUAUAUGAAAUAUUUGAUAGUUGUCUCCUACUUUAGUACU